GGCCACUUUUUUUGGGGUUACAAGUGACAGAAGUCAGUUUUUAUCCGGAAAUCGUUGGCGACGAACACGCGAGCGCAUCUGUUCUAGCCAAAGUCUUUAAAUGAACAUUUAAAAAAAAUAAAUCAUUAAAAACAGGAUCUUGUUAUCACCUUACACCCCCUCCUUACAACCCCGCUCAUAAGCCAUUACUUUUAUGGCAGAUAUUUCAGCCUUAACGGCGUUAGCAGCUGCCUCAUCAUCCGUGUAUCCAUCUGGUGCCGUAGCCGCCAAUAAUCUGCAUAAUUUACAUCAUCGCCGACCCACCAUCGAUCAAUUACGUUCAAUGAAUGAUCGCAGCGUCUUAUCGUCGCUGAGUCAUUUGACUACGGCAGAUUUGCGUACAGCGCAAUUAGUGCAUGAAUACAAUAAGCCAUUCAACAUCAAUGAGUUUCGACAAAAUGUUGAACGUUUGGACUAUUCGUUGAAAAAUGGUUUGGUCGGUGUGAAUCUGCAACAACAACAACAGCAGCAACAGCAACAAUUGGUGGCCGAACAUCAACAGCAGCAACAACAACAGCAGCAGCAGCAACAACAGCAGGCGCACGAACAACAACAGCAACAACAUCUGCAGCAGCAACAACAACAGAUGAAACAAUCCUACAGUCCGCCAAAUUCACCGCCCACACCGAAUAUGACGGAGCAGCCGGAACAAAAGUACGAUCCCAAUGCCGCUGUCGUGGAACACCAUCAUCAACAGCAGCAACAGCAUCAGCCGAAAUCACAUCGUUCACAUCAUCAUACCUCACCGGAUGGUCGCGAGACCAAACCCUACAAAUGUACCCAAUGCACCAAAUCAUUUGCCAAUUCAUCGUACCUCUCCCAGCAUACACGCAUCCAUUUGGGCAUUAAGCCCUAUCGCUGCGAAAUCUGUCAGCGCAAGUUCACCCAGCUCUCACAUCUGCAACAGCACAUACGCACCCAUACGGGUGACAAGCCCUACAAGUGUCGUCAUGCCGGCUGUCCGAAGGCCUUCUCACAACUCUCCAAUCUCCAGUCACAUUCGAGGUGCCAUCAAACCGAUAAACCCUACAAAUGUAACUCAUGCUACAAGUGCUUCACCGACGAGAUGACCCUGCUGGAGCACAUACCCAAGCACAAGGAUUCCAAACACCUGAAGACGCACAUAUGCAACUUGUGUGGCAAAUCCUAUACCCAAGAGACAUAUCUGGAGAAACACUUGCAGAAGCAUGCCGAGAAGGCGGAGAAACAGCAGCAAAAACAUGCCAAUCUCAGUAUGCAACAUCAUGUGCCAGCCGGCGGCAUUGGCUUGAGUCUGCAGCGGCAGGUGGUCAUGAAUGCGGCGGUGGCGGGUGAUGCCAAUGCGGCCUACUGGGCCAAGAUGAGUGCUGAUGGUGCGGUAAAUGCUGCCACCCUGGCAGAGGCCAUACAACAACAGCAACAGGCCCAGGCUCAACAGCAACAGGCUCAGAAUGGUUACAAUUUCUCAACGCUGCAACAUCAACAGCAGCAACAACAACAGGAGCUGCUGCAACAUCAUCAGCGUUUGGUCAAUGGCACGGCCAAUGGCAGCGGGGGUGGCGGUGGAGGCGACAGUGCCAACAGCGGCAAUACUCCCAACCACUCACAAAGUCCCAUUGAGCAGGGUGAGGAUCUGGUGAUACGUCAGACCUCACAGGCGCAGCAACAACACCAGCAACAGCAGCAUCAACAACAACAGCAGCAACAACAACAGCAACAAUCCCACUCGCCCAACAAUAUGGUGGUGGUCAACUCUUCGCCCUAUGAUGUUAAGACCACAUCGGCGUUCACACCCAUUCCCACAGCACCACCCCAUUUGCAAGCGGCCGCCUUAGCCCAACAAAGACCGCCCCCAGCGGCCGCCUAUAUAUAUCAACAAAAUGCUGCCGCAGCAGCAGGAUUUCCCACGCAGCUGAUAUCACUGCAUCAGAUACGCAAUUAUGCCCAUCAACCGGGAGCAGCAGCCGGACUGCUGGCCGGAGAUCACCUUUUGGGCCUCAGCGUUACAGCCGGUGGAGCGGGGGGCAAAGACAAGAGCCAAUAGUAUAACUCUCCCCUGUCGUCGCCAUCAGCAUCGAGUACGAGUUCAUCGACAGCCUCAUCGGCUAAAAGGCAAAAAUUUUUCCAAAACUCCUCGUCAACGCAACACCACCGACCGCGACAGUCGCAGGCACAGCCACCACCUGAAGAUUCAAUGGAAGCCUCUCCUGAGGAGAGCUGAACAAGGUUAAGUGGCUAGGCAUGUAGAUUGAAUGAUGACGCAUGAGAAAUCAUAGAAAGGUGAUGGUGCUAAGUAAGACAAACACACACACACAUAUACAAAAAAAAGAAAACAAAUAUGGCGAGAAUCUUUUAAGAGACAAACUUAUCAUUUCACCCCGUAGUUUAAGAGCAAGACGUUAUGUGAGAAGCGAUAUUUUGAAAAUAUGAAAACGUUACAAACAAAAAUCUUAACGCAAAUGUAGAGUAACUAUCAAACCGAAACUAAGAUAAGUCGAUUAGUCGAGAGUAGAAACAAAAACAAAAAGAAAAAAACAAUUUGAAAUUGUUUAGAGUUUUUAGUUUAUUUUUCUGCAUUGAUACUACAAAACGUAUCAAAGACCUCUUUAAAUUUUCUAAAAUGGACACAAAGAAAGGCUUUCAGUUAAGACCUCAGUGGGUUAUUGUGUGAAGGGAUAAAACCAAGAUAAAUUCAUUUACAGGUAAAGUACCGCAAACAGCCAAGUCAAAUUUUUCUAGCGGUGUACGCCAUCUGUCAACGCAUUUUCAUAACGUUCGGUUGUGUGUGUGUGCAUUAUAGUUAAGAACUAUAACACACACAUACACAACAAAAAAUGACGCCAAGCAGCAACAUACUCAAAAUCAGAAUUGUUGUUGUAGCAGUGUGUUGUACACAGAGGCGGCAGCCCUUGUCGAUUAAGCUGCCAAUAGACGAUAAGACUUGCCAUAUGAGCUGAGACUUUCUGUAUUAAUAAAGGUGCCAUCACACUACAUGUUCUUGUCUUAUGACAUGACAAAUUUUGCUAUUGUUAAAGUUGCACACAUAAUGCAAUACAAAUGAAAUUAACACAUGAAAAUAACUUUUCAAAAUAGCACAGUUAUUUUUUCGAUUCAGCUGUUUUUGUUGUGAGUUGAAUGAAAGCAACCCCAAAUUGUUAUCAUAACUUUAUGAUUUGAACAGCUUACUCACAAUUUUAACAAUUUGUAGCCAUAAAAAAACUACUUUUUCUCACAUUUUUAGGUCAUGUCAUAUAAAAAUAACAUACUAGUGUGACAAGGCGGAUUUAAUAAGGUGGUCUCACGCGAACAGCUGUUAACAGUCGGCCAGGUUUGACGGUAUUAAGAUGUCAGAUUUUUGUUUGCAUUCUCUUUAUUGUCAUCUUAUUUCUCGCAUAUUCAUACACGCACACAAAUUUCAUUGUUUGUGUUGGCAAAACGUCGAUCAGCUUGUUGACAAGUUGGCGGAUUGCACCAUAUGAUUUGUGGUUGUUGUACAAAUGAGAUCACCUUUAAUUGUUUCGCCAUGCUAAUAGCAAAAAUGAUAAAUCGAUGUGUACAAAUUUCAGAGUAGCUGUUUUUGAAAUUACGUAUGACAUGUCUUAUCGUCUAAUGGCAGUUUAAGGACUCCAUCGGGUCAAUACGCUGUGUACAACCAGCUACCAAGGGAUUGUGAAAAUCAGAGUUGCACAAUACACCGAUUUUGACAGAUAGUGUGCUCGUUUUUUUUUGUUGUUCGCCAACUGCUCCUACCUAUAAAUCAUUUUAUCUUGGAUAAAACUAUUCAAUAGUAAUAAUAUUCUAUAAUAGCCUUAUGGGUCCCUUACACUUGGGGAUUUAUUCUAAACAUUUUUCUUUUCCUCUACAAAUAUUAAAAUUUAUUUUCAUAAAAAAAUCUUUGAGUAUUGACGACCCAUAGUCCUUCAAAUCCGAAUUUGCACCCUAUAAACAUUUUAAAACUACAUGACAUCUUUUUAUUUAAGUUCCAUAACCUCUAAA
Molecule: messenger RNA, 4014 nt
Organism: Stomoxys calcitrans (stable fly)
Lineage: Eukaryota; Metazoa; Arthropoda; Insecta; Diptera; Muscidae
Product: zinc finger protein squeeze
Exons: 2
Coding region: 194-2062 (622 amino acids)
Biological process (GO): central nervous system development; regulation of transcription by RNA polymerase II
Cellular component (GO): nucleus
Molecular function (GO): DNA-binding transcription factor activity, RNA polymerase II-specific; RNA polymerase II cis-regulatory region sequence-specific DNA binding
Source: RefSeq, a predicted model, not a curated record